This is a messenger RNA of Sphaeroforma arctica JP610, 572 nucleotides long. Its product is annotated as acyl-CoA-binding protein like 1. Gene Ontology annotation, biological process: fatty acid metabolic process. The coding region runs from base 239 to 502 and encodes 87 amino acids. Gene Ontology annotation, molecular function: fatty-acyl-CoA binding. NCBI's taxonomy places the organism in Eukaryota, Ichthyosporea, Ichthyophonida. The transcript is spliced from 3 exons. The record is from RefSeq and is a predicted model, not a curated record.
CAGAGACACACACAAGAAGAGAGUUGAUAAAUAAUUAAAAAAUAUAUAUAAACAAUCGAACAAAUAUGGAUAUUAGGGUGGGGGACUGGGGGACUGGGGGAUGCUUUGAUUGCUUUCCCUUCUUUGUGCAAAUAAAAAAGACUAACAAAAAAUAUUUAUAUAUAAAUAGCAAGUUCGCGACCGUACCAAUUUCAGUUCAUUGGAUUCAAUACAAACAUCUCAACCCCUAUCUAGGAAAAUGGAUUUCGACGGAGCCCAAGUGGCCGUGAAGAACCUAAAGACCUCUCCCAGUAACGAUGAGAUGUUGAAGACAUACGCCCUGUUCAAGCAAGCCACCGUUGGAGACUGCAACGCUGCCAAGCCUGGUAUGUUUGAUGUCAAAGGAAAGGCCAAGUGGGGAGCAUGGAACGAUAUUAAGGGCAAGUCCCAGGAUGACGCCAAGGCGGAAUACAUAAAGCAUGUGGAGGAGCUAAUCGCCAAGUACGGCAGCACCUCAAUGUAGAUAUAGUAAUAGACCUAGUUGUUUGGAAGUGAAUAAACUUUUACGUUCUCAUUACUGAGUGGCAGGCAGA